AUGGCCGAGAGCGAGGCAGACACGCCGAGCACGCCGAUUGAGUUUGAGAGCAAAUACUUCGAGUUUGAUGGAGUGCGGCUGCCGCCCUUCUGCAGAGGGAAGAUGGAGGAGAUCGCCAACUUCUCCCUCAGAAGUAGCGACAUAUGGAUUGUCACCUACCCGAAGUCAGGCACGAGUCUACUUCAGGAGGUUGUGUAUCUCGUGAGUCAGGGAGCAGACCCAGAUGAGAUCGGCCUUAUGAACAUUGAUGAACAGCUGCCUGUCUUGGAGUACCCCCAACCUGGCCUGGACAUCAUACAGGAGCUGACGUCCCCCCGUCUGAUUAAAAGCCAUCUUCCCUACCGAUUCCUCCCCACAGCCAUGCAUAACGGAGAGGCCAAGGUGAUCUACAUGGCUCGUAACCCUAAGGACCUGGUGGUGUCCUACUACCAGUUCCACCGCUCUCUCAGGACCAUGAGCUACCGGGGAACCUUCCAAGAGUUCUGCCGGCGCUUCAUGAAUGACAAGCUGGGAUAUGGUUCCUGGUUUGAACAUGUUCAGGAAUUUUGGGAACAUCGUAUGGAUUCUAACGUCCUGUUUUUGAAGUAUGAGGACAUGUACAAGGAUCUGGGGACGCUGGUGGAGAAGUUAGCCCGGUUCCUGGGGGUUUCUUGUGACAAGGUUCAGUUGGAGGGCAUGGUAGAGAGCUGCAACCAGCUCAUCGAGCAGUGCUGCAACUCAGAGGCGCUGUCCAUCUGCAGGGGUCGUGUGGGUCUGUGGAAGGACAUCUUCACAGUGUCUAUGAAUGACAAGUUUGAUGCGGUGUAUAGACAGAAGAUGGGCAAGUCCGACCUGACCUUUGACUUCGGCCUGUGA
Messenger RNA from Scomber scombrus (Atlantic mackerel), 855 nucleotides. It is a transcript of the gene sult4a1, whose product is annotated as sulfotransferase family 4A, member 1. Gene Ontology annotation, cellular component: cytoplasm. The coding region runs from base 1 to 855 and encodes 284 amino acids. The transcript is spliced from 7 exons. Gene Ontology annotation, biological process: sulfation. Lineage: Eukaryota; Metazoa; Chordata; Actinopteri; Scombriformes; Scombridae. Gene Ontology annotation, molecular function: sulfotransferase activity. The record is from RefSeq and is a predicted model, not a curated record.